This is a messenger RNA of Setaria italica (foxtail millet), 2308 nucleotides long. Its product is annotated as transcription factor TCP14. The record is from RefSeq and is a predicted model, not a curated record. The transcript has a single exon. Gene Ontology annotation, cellular component: nucleus. Lineage: Eukaryota; Viridiplantae; Streptophyta; Magnoliopsida; Poales; Poaceae. The coding region runs from base 659 to 1870 and encodes 403 amino acids. Gene Ontology annotation, molecular function: sequence-specific DNA binding; DNA-binding transcription factor activity.
CCGUCUAUGUACACUCGUGUAGCAGCAGAGUCUGCUAGCGGGUCUCUUUCUCACUCUUUCUCCAGCUCCUCUCUCUCUCCCCCCUCUCUCUCCGAGCACCAGGAAUCCAUUUAAUCCGUCCACCUCUCUCCUCCAGUCCUACAAAGUACACCAUCUUCUUCCGGCGGCCGCCUUCCUCCCCCUCUCCUCUGGCCUGGCCUCCUCCUAGCUAGGGUCAUCUGCUCCUGCUUCCUCUCUCUCUCUCUCCCCCCCUGAAAUCACAGAUGAAGCACACCAAAAGGCCAUAAAAUAGUGCGUGUGAUCUCCCACACGCACACACAAACACAAGCUCGCCACCCUCCUUCCAUCCAUCCAUCACACAUCUUCUCUGUCAUCAUAUCAUAUGAGCAAGGAUUCUUUCCAACCUACAAUCUUCUUUCCCUGAUAGCUAGCCGGCCAGCUCUUUCUUGGACUCUCUCUUCUUCUUCUCUCCCUACCACCACACCACACCUAACCUUCUCGAGCUAGACCCACACCAGGGAGAGAAGAGGCUGGAGACAUCAAAUCCGUUCCGCUCUCUUCCAAACAACUAACCACUCCACCAUUUACCCGGCUAAAAAAUAUACGCGCCAAGAUAUAUACUUCUAUCUGGUGUAUAUAUACCAUGGCUUAAUUCACCAUGGACGUCGCCGGUGACGGCGGAGGCGGCCGCCGCCCCAACUUCCCCCUGCAGCUCCUCGAGAAGAAGGAGGAGCAGCCAUGCUCCAGCUCGGCUGCGGUGGGUACGUCGGCGGGCGGCAACGGGAAUGGAUCGGGGGCCGCAGGAGGCGGCGAGGUGCAGGUGCGGAAGGCGGCGCCCAAGCGGAGCUCGACCAAGGACCGGCACACCAAGGUGGAAGGCAGGGGCCGGCGCAUCCGGAUGCCGGCGCUGUGCGCGGCGCGGGUGUUCCAGCUGACGCGGGAGCUGGGCCACAAGACGGACGGCGAGACCAUCGAGUGGCUGCUGCAGCAGGCCGAGCCGGCGGUGAUCGCGGCCACCGGCACCGGCACCAUCCCGGCCAACUUCACCUCCCUCAACAUCUCCCUCCGCUCCUCGGGCUCCUCCUUCUCCACCCCGGCUCACCUCCGCGCCGCCUUGCCUAGCCCCGCUGCCGCCGCCCGGUUCGGCCGUGACGCGUGGGACCGGGUUGUCGGCCUGGGCUUCCCUUCGGAGGGCCCGGCCUCGUCGUCAUCGUCGCCGUCCCCGCUGUUGCUUAACUUCCACUCGGGCAGCGUCGGCCUCGACGUGCAGCCGUCGCCGUCCGCCGCCGCCGCCGACAUCUCAAGGAAGAGGCGGUGGGAGCAAGAAAUGCAGCAGCAAGCGCAGGCGCAGCAACAACAGCAGCAGCAGCAGGCGCAGCAAUAUCAGCAGCAGAUGGCGGGGUACACGCAGAGCCAAAUGCCGGGAACCGUGUGGAUGGUGCCGAGCAACAACACGCAGGGUGGGGCUCCUUCCGGCGGCGGCGGCGGCAGCGGUGGAGGAGGCAGUGGCGAGUCCAUCUGGACGUUCCCGCAGAUGGGCAGCGCCGCCGCCGCGGCCGCCGUGUACCGGGGGAGCGUGCCGAGCGGGCUACAUUUCAUGAACUUCCCUGCACCGGUGGCGCUGCUUCCCGGCCAGCAGCUGGGGCUCGGCCCCGUGGGCAGCAGCGGCGGCGCCGGCGCCGGCGGAGGCGGAGGCGAGGGCCACAUGGGGAUCCUCGCCGCCCUCAAUGCGUACCGGACACAGGCAGCGACGGAUCCCGGAGCAGGCCAGGGCGGAGGAAGUGGAGGAGGAGGAGGGUCUGGCCAGCAGCAACACGGCGGCGGCCGCGGCGAGCGGCAGCAUGAGAGCAUGAGCACCAGCGACUCGUAGCCGACAGGGGUCUCCGAGGAUCGCAUGCAUGGCUCUGGUGUGGCUUUGAUCAGUUCUUUGUCUUGGUUUCAUUUUCUUUCCCCUUUCUUUUUUGUGGUUUCCUUCCUCCCUCCUCCUAGCUAGACACCCCUGCGAGGAUUACGCGCUUAGCUCCAUUCCAUGGCAUGCGAUAGGAGAUCAGCCGCCAUCAUCCUAACGUGAGCUGUGCUUGUGGCCUGUGAGUGAGAGAGCGAGGUGUGUGUCAUGCUGGGAAGAAGAGAGCAGGGAAACGCAUGCAGCAGCAGCAGCAGCAGAGAGAUUGUUCAUUUUGUUCUUUAGCUUUAGGGUUUGCAUUGAUCAAGUGCGAGCAGAAGAGAUUUUUAUGAAGCAUGGCACCAUUCAUCUGCCGUGAUGGUUCAAUUUUUUUUUCUCAUCCAACAAUCAGUUCUAGAUGCUAUA